Molecule: messenger RNA, 207 nt
Organism: Lodderomyces orthopsilosis Co 90-125
Lineage: Eukaryota; Fungi; Ascomycota; Pichiomycetes; Serinales; Debaryomycetaceae
Exons: 1
Coding region: 1-207 (68 amino acids)
Source: RefSeq, a predicted model, not a curated record
AUGGCUGCUUUUGCUAUUACUCCAUUCAGAGCUUUAUUAGUUGGUGGUGCUUGUUACGGUGCUUGGUCAGUUUACAUGGCAAAAUACUACUUUCAAAAUUCAUCAUUGAGGAAGAUUUACGUUACCUCAGACCCCGAAUUUGCUAAAGUACAUCCAAUGAGACACCCACAAUAUGAUGGCAACGUCAAAGUCGAAGCUAAAGAAUAA